Molecule: messenger RNA, 1309 nt
Organism: Sitophilus oryzae (rice weevil)
Lineage: Eukaryota; Metazoa; Arthropoda; Insecta; Coleoptera; Curculionidae
Gene: pip
Product: heparan sulfate 2-O-sulfotransferase pipe
Exons: 4
Coding region: 1-885 (294 amino acids)
Cellular component (GO): membrane
Molecular function (GO): sulfotransferase activity
Source: RefSeq, a predicted model, not a curated record
AUGUCAACUUUAGCGCCUUACCAACUAAACAACACCAGAAAAGCUCAACAAGACAUAGUGUUCUUUAACAGAGUACCGAAGGUAGGAUCUCAAACCUUAAUGGAGCUUUUAAGAAGACUGAGCAUUAGAAACGAGUUUGGAUUUCAUCAAGACCGAGUUCAAAGGGUGGAAACCAUCAGAUUAGCUCCAGAAGAUCAAGCAGUGCUCUCUGGUCUAGUAUCCAGCUAUGAACCUCCUUCGGUUUAUAUAAAACACGUUUGUUUCACUAAUGUGUCAUCAUUUGGUCUGCCCGAACCGAUUUAUAUUAAUUUAGUACGUGAUCCUGUGGAACGAGUAAUUUCCUGGUACUAUUAUGUUCGAGCGCCUUGGUACUACGUUGAAAGGAAAAUUGCAUUUCCGGACAUUCCAUUACCAGAUCCCAAAUGGCUUAAAAAGGAUUUUGAACACUGUGUGUUAUCUGGAGACAGAGAAUGUCGUUACAUCCGAGGCGAAAUCAGAGAAGGCAUAGGCGACCACAGAAGACAAUCCAUGUUCUUCUGUGGACAUCACAUGGACUGUCUACCUUUCAACACUGAAGGGGCUUUGGAAAGAGCCAAAAGAGCCGUAGAAGAAAACUAUGCUGUCGUUGGUGUUUUGGAAGAGAUGAACACUACAUUAACUGUCUUGGAAAAUUAUAUUCCUCGAUUUUUUGAGGGAGCGUCAGAUGUAUAUUGGAAUGAAAUAAGCAGAUACAACCCUAUCAACAAGAAUAACUUCAAGCCGCCUGUAAGUGAAGAAGUGAAAGAAAUUGUAAGGAGGAACUUCACCAAAGAAAUAGACUUUUACGAAUUCUGCAAACAGAGACUCCAUAAACAGUAUCUGGCACUAAAAUUAGAUAAAUCAUAGUCAACUUGUAUUUCGAAUCGUUUAUUUAUACUGAUAGAUUUUUGUGUUUGUUGCUGUUUUGUUUGUCAGUAGAUAUUGUUGUUUGUAGAUUUAUGUUACUCUAUAUAUUUGCAAAAUUCCAUAUCAGUAUUGUAUUUACUGUUUUUCUGGUAAAACAUGCUUUUAUUUAUUGUAAAUUAUGCUUGACUGAAAAAUUGUCUCUAUUAAUAUGUUUGUAAAUAUUACAUUUGAACUAGUAUUUAAUGUAUUACAAAGGAGGGGGGGGGGUUAUUCUUCUUGAAAUUAAAAUUUCUAUAAAACGUACCAAAUUAGGGAACUUGUCAAGGUUUUUAAAAUAUGGACAAAAUCUUGUUCUAGAUAUAAUUCUAUAUAAUAAUUUCUUGUCAAUAUUUUAUGUCAACCAUUUCAUGAAUAAAUUAUAGUU